AUGACGGACUAUUUUCAAGAAAUGGGUUGGAGACCCUUGGGGGAAGGAGAACAACCUGACCACUUACUACAUUUUGCGAGACUUUUACGUGAUUUUAACAUGUUUGAAGAAUUAAAUGGCCAAAAAUUACCUCCACCAGCUUCUAAGGAGGUUGUAGAAAAUUUACCAAAUCAUACAAUAUCGGAAGAUGGUACGCAGUGCCCAGUGUGUUUAAAACCACAUGAAAAGGGGGAGGAGGGUAAAAAAUUACCCUGUAAUCAUGUUUAUCAUGUUGAUUGUAUAAUUCCUUGGUUAAAAAAAACCAACUCUUGUCCUUUAUGUCGUUUUGAACUAAAAACUGAUGAUGAGGAUUAUGAAGCAUAUCGUAAGGAAAAAAUUAGGGCAAAACAGAGAGAAGCAGAAUUAGAAUUAUUGCAUGAUUCCAUGUUUUCUUGAUUUACAAUUUUUUUACUUUUAUUUUUUUACCUAGGUAAUGGUUUUAUUUAAGUUUGUUGUGUUUAAAAUAAAUUAAAUUGAAUUAUAAAUUUUAUUAUAACCACAAAACAUUUCAUGUUUUCUCACAGAUCACAUACCCUAGUGGCAAUUCUGGAAAAGUCUUGGCCCAGCAUGGGUCAAUUGACCCAUAUCUUAAGAUACUUUGGACAGAUUUUUGCUCAAGAAUUGUUCCAGAUUCUUGGCCAAGAUUAUUGGGCAAGACUUGAGCCAGAAUUUGACCAGAAAUCUGAGGCCAUCUAUUGCUAAACUUUGGGACUAUCCUAUAGAGUAGAGGUUCUCAUUCUACAGUAGUAUCAUUCACAAUAAUGUAUACUAGUCGAGAAGUGAGUUCUCUGUAGGAAAUGAGUAUAGUUUUUUUGUUUAUGGGAAAAUACGAAUAAGAGCUUAUUGGAUUCGUCUUCUAGCUGAGAAAAAAAUUGAUUUUUUGAAAAAUAAAAAUUGUUAUUUCUAAAAAUCAAAAAUUAAAAAAAAAAGUGUGUGUCAGCUCUGACGCAUAACUAGAGUUUACUCUUUAUGAACAUGAAAAAUUAUAAAAUACAUGUUUAUUUUUACGGGCACCUGGUUUUUUUUUAACAUAGAAAAUUAAAAACUUUAACUCUUUCAAAAUUUGUUUUGUUUUUGUUUUCUAUUGUUUACCAGAUUUAUGGAUAAAAACCGAAUUUACUGGAAAGAAAUCGUGGAAAAUUAAUGUUUUUAGUAACAUUCUUAACUUUUGAAGUUCAACAAAAUUUUGUAUUGACCAAAAAUCUUGAAUUGAAAGUUCCUAUUUAACGUGUAAUCGUGUAAAAAUUCUUGGCCAAGAAUCUGGUUAAAUUCUGGUCACAGACUUGUCCAAGUCUGCCACCAGUCUGGAUAAAGAAUUUUGAUCAAGAGUCUUGGUCAAGAAUUGUCCAAUUCUUUACAAAGUGCUUCUCCAAGUAUCUUGACAAAGAAUCUUGUCCAAUUACAUUGCUACUAGGGCAGGCCCGUUCCUGGGGUGUCUGGCGCCUGCGUGCAGCAUUCGUUGGUGCGCCC
Messenger RNA from Brassicogethes aeneus, 1509 nucleotides. Lineage: Eukaryota; Metazoa; Arthropoda; Insecta; Coleoptera; Nitidulidae. The record is from the annotation of a GenBank genome assembly.